Messenger RNA from Cylindrotheca closterium, 1152 nucleotides. The record is from the annotation of a GenBank genome assembly. NCBI's taxonomy places the organism in Eukaryota, Bacillariophyta, Bacillariophyceae, Bacillariales, Bacillariaceae.
AUGCGAAACGAAACCGUUCAAAUGAUUUUGAAACGAUUCAAAGGAAUCGAAACGAUUCAUUGCGACGGACGAAACGAUUCAAAACGACUUUUUUGCUUCAGUAAUGCCCCAGCUCAGGGGUGCGGGGAAAGCUGUUCAGUAGUCAAACUAGUCGAGUUUAUCAAUCCACAAAACGGUCGAUUGACGGACGAGUUGCGGAGGGUCCUGGAUAUCCACGAUGAUGAUGAUGCUGAUGAUGCCUUUAUCAUGGAUGCAAAAUAUGAAGCUACUUCAGGUGCUGAAGUUGCUGACAAGCAAAAGCAUCUAACUGAAGAUCAGCGCAAGCUCCUGGCUCAAGCGUUGCAGAAUACAGAUGAGAUUUUCGAUGGUCAACUUGGACAUUACAAGCGUGAGAAGGUUCACUUGGAGCUCAUUGAAAAUGCACAACCCGUGUUUUCAAAAGCGUAUUCAGUGCCCAAGCAACAUGAAUCUGCAUUCCUCAAAGAGUUGAAACAUCUACAAGAGAUUGGAGUCCUUGAACGAACAGGACCGUCAGAAUGGGCGUCGCCAACAUUCAUCAUUCCAAAGAAGGACGGUAGGGUGCGAUGGAUCAGCGAUCUCCAACAGCUGAACAAGAAUGUCAAGCGUAAAGUAUACCCCUUGCCUUUGAUUGAUGAUAUUGUUGCCCGUUGUUCUGGCUACAAGUAUUUCACAAAACUUGAUCUCACAAUGAUGUAUUAUUCUUUUGAAUUGGAUGAGCGGAGCAAAAAACUUUGCACGAUCAAUACCCAGUAUGGUUUGUACCAAUACAACCGAAUGGCAAUGGGAUUGAAACCGGCUCCUGAUUUUGCCCAAUACUAUAUAGAAAAAACUCUAUGCGACCUAAAAGAAAAAGGUGUUGAAAUUUAUAUUGACGAUGUUGGUCUGUUCUCCAAUUCCUACAAAGAACAUAUGGCCUUGAUCCAAGAAGUGUUGCAGCAACUACAAGCUGCUGCGUUCAAGAUCAAUCCCUUGAAGUGCGAGUGGUGUGUCCAAGAAACUGAUUUCUUGGGCCAUUGGUUGACUCAUUACAUGGAUAGAGUCAAGUGUAUUGUGACUGAAUGGAAUGCCGAGUUCCGAGCAGAUGUAUUAGAGCGAUCGAAAACUUUCAUGAUAGUAUAUAAAUAUGACUAA